UAGCAAGAAUGGAAGUGGCGGCGCAUGUGGACGACUACAACGCGUCCUUCAGGGACACAGUGUGGCUGCAGUCGUUCCCUUUGAACGCACAGACAGUUCUCCACUACUUCGCGCUGUCCCCGUUCUACGAUCGCUCGUGCAACAAUGAGCGUCUCAAGAUGCAGCGCCUAGGACUCGACCAGCUCAAGAAUCUGCGCGGCGUCGAGUACGAACUGCUGCCCAACGCUGCCAAGCAGAUGCCCCAGCAGCUCUUCAUUAUCCGCAAGCAAAGACGCAGUGGUCGUACGCAAGUGGAGCCACUGGCCAUCUAUUACGUGCUGGAUGGAACUGUCUACCAGGCUCCGAACAUCCACGCGAUGCUCACCUCUCGCCUUAAGAAAUGCAGUUACCGGGUGAACAAGGCGUUCCACGGACUGGCGGCGGGCGUGCGCUUCAGCCCCACGGAGGGCUACGCGUGGGACUUUAGCUCCAAGGACAAGAAGGAGCCCGUCAUUCCUUCUGAGCAGCUACAGCUCAAGCUCAAGCAGAAGUACGAGAAGAUGGAGAAGCAGCGCGAGAACUCGGCGCGUGUGGACUCCAUCUUGAUUCAACUCAUGAAGAAACACGCACCUGAAAUUGCAGAGAAGCUCGAGAACAACAAUGCCGCAGCUACAGGAGCACCAGGCCAAGAGGACGCAGCAGCCAUUAAGCGCGAAAACGACACUGGCGCAGAGGCUGCCAAACGACAGAAAGUUGCAUAAGUUUCCACCCACUAACGCAACAUAACAAUU
This is a messenger RNA of Phytophthora nicotianae INRA-310, 770 nucleotides long. RefSeq lists its product as hypothetical. Bases 9 to 740 code for a protein of 243 amino acids. The record is from RefSeq and is a predicted model, not a curated record. The transcript has 3 exons. NCBI's taxonomy places the organism in Eukaryota, Oomycota, Peronosporomycetes, Peronosporales, Peronosporaceae. Gene Ontology annotation, cellular component: mediator complex; core mediator complex. Gene Ontology annotation, biological process: regulation of transcription by RNA polymerase II. Gene Ontology annotation, molecular function: transcription coactivator activity.